GCAACUGGGAGCCUAGAGGUGGUGGGCGAGCGGCACCAGCCCAGGAACGGGGUGGAGCUGCUGCUGGAGCUGGAGAGGAGAGGGAGAUGUGAUGAGACGAAUUUCCUGCAGCUCCUGCAGCUCCUGCGGUUGCUGACCAGGCAUGACCUGUUGCCUUACGUCACCCUGAAGAGGCAGCGGACAGUGUCCCCUGAGCGAUACACCUACGGCCCGUCUGUGACAGCUUCCGACCGGCAGAUGGACAGUUGCCUUGGCUCAGCCUCUGCAGAGACCCAGCCCGAUCAGUGGGAGACAGGCUCCAACUCCAGCAAGAGGAAACGGGUGAGCAGAGGCAGGGCACGGGCCAGUGCCCUCGGCAGGCGGCGCGGGGCCAAGACAGUCCCUGCCCUCAAGCAGGAGCCCCCAUCCCCCACCAAAGUGACCUGUGGUAGGUGUCUGGCUGGCUCAUGCCCAGGGUCCCCCCACCUUUGGACCAGGCCAUGGAAAGGUUCCGGUUCCCAGUGGGGGAUAGAUUGGAGCCUCCUGCUCUCCCCCCAGCUGGGGUGGGGCAGGGAUGCUGGUCUGAGUCUCUAGCCAAAGUGCAGGCCCCUUCCGUGUCAGUGACUUGGAGGGGGGGCUGCGCAAGUCCAGUGGGGUGCCUCACCCCAGCCCUGUGGGGCCUCUCUCUGGGGUGGGGGAGCAGGGAGCCCUGGCCCACUCCUGUGAGCCUGUGGGUCCCGUCCCCCUGGCUGUCCCGCUCUUUCUUCUCUCAUGGCUCUAACUGUCCGAA
This is a messenger RNA of Terrapene triunguis (Three-toed box turtle), 769 nucleotides long. Its product is annotated as DNA-binding death effector domain-containing protein 2-like. The transcript has 3 exons. Gene Ontology annotation, cellular component: nucleolus. Gene Ontology annotation, biological process: apoptotic process; extrinsic apoptotic signaling pathway via death domain receptors; regulation of apoptotic process. The record is from RefSeq and is a predicted model, not a curated record. The annotation marks the transcript as partial. NCBI's taxonomy places the organism in Eukaryota, Metazoa, Chordata, Testudines, Emydidae. Gene Ontology annotation, molecular function: DNA binding; protein binding.